This is a messenger RNA of Girardinichthys multiradiatus, 1736 nucleotides long. RefSeq lists its product as uncharacterized. The transcript has 5 exons. The record is from RefSeq and is a predicted model, not a curated record. Lineage: Eukaryota; Metazoa; Chordata; Actinopteri; Cyprinodontiformes; Goodeidae. The coding region runs from base 189 to 542 and encodes 117 amino acids. Gene Ontology annotation, molecular function: protein binding.
UUCAGUUGCAGAUUAAAGUAUCUGGCCAAAGUGGUCGUUUAGGAAUCAGCAUUGCUGGUGGAAAAGGUUCUCUGCCUUACAAAGAUCACGAUGAGGGCAUUUUUAUUUCCAGACUAGCUCAAGGGGGACUGUCUGAAAAGGCUGGGAUCCAUGUUGGAGAUAGAUUGCUUGAGGUCAACGGUGUGAGCAUGCAGGGGGUGACCCACCACGAAGCAGUUGCUACCCUCAGAAAUGCUGGGGGCUGCAUCAAACUGAAGGUGCUCAGAGAGAAACUGCCACCCGCAGACCAGGAGGAGACAGAGAACAGUUUGCCCAAGAAGAUUGAGGCUGCAGUCUGCAAUGGAAACAGCACUCUUGAUUUUGACAGCGGCCUGAACAGAAAAUUGUCUGGAAUCGAAGCAGAGGAGUUAAAACAGGACUCACUCAAAGAGAUGAAUAAUACAAUGACUAUCCCCCAGAUCAUACUCACUCACCCCUCUACCUCAGAUGAAGAUGUGGAGCUCUUGUCACAGAUCCCCAGGAGACAACGGCUGCGUGAAUGACAAACCCGAUGAAUGUUGACACUCUGCGACCGUGUUUUUUACUUACUUUGAGCACAGUUUGGAGCUUCAUGAAUGCAUGGCAGAGAACAUUGAUGCUUGCUCUCUUUCAGGGAUAUAUAGUGAACAGCAGGAGUUUACUUACUCCGAUCAUGGGCAUGAACACCAUAUUAAUUUUAGGCUUUCAAGAAUUUAUUUAAGAUAUUUGUUUAUGCAUUGACUAAUAAUACAAGAUUCAAAUUCACAGAUUUUAAGAACAAGAGUUUGGCAACAAAGUUUACAUGUAUAAAAGAUUUUCUCUGAUCCAGGCUCAAAUAUAUACAUACAUCUCCACUACUAAUUAGGUAAAUGUCAUUUAGUAAGAAUUACCUCAAUCCCACAAAUUCUGUAGUCAUCAACAAAGUCCUGGCAUCAUUCUGGCUGGAUAUCGGACCACACCUUUUGGCAAAUUUGAUAGAAGUCAUAUAUAUCUAUAUUUAGAUAUAGAUACUGGACUUUCUAAAAAUCUUUAAUUUGUUGGCUGUAUCAUUAUUUCACCAUGUAAUAGAAUGCAUCAAAAGGACAAUUAAAAGCCCCCAACAAAUAUAACAUUCAUGCCCAUUUUCAGAAUACGUAAACUUCAGAUCGACACUGUAACUGCAAAAGGAUUAUUGUAAAACAAAGCAAUGAAUGUAUUUUUAGCAUUAACCUUGAUCGUUGCUGUUAGAGUUGAAUUUUAGUCUUGCAAGCUGAGGAAAACUCUUGUUUUUAAAUAGAAACAAUAUGUGAAAGUAAAAACACUCAAAAACCAUUAAACAAUAACUGAUGUUUGUUAUCUCUUUCUUACAAUGCUCUGUGUAAGUUAUAGGUACCUCGCUUUUAUAUAAGGAUUCCUACCUUUGACAGUGUGAAACUUUUAGACUUCUUCAAAUCUGUACUGAGAUGAAAUGACUCAUGGUUGAACAAAUUUACACAACAAAGAGUCUGAUCCUACUGAGGUGUUACUUUCCAUCAUCCCAUGCCAUCUAUGUGAGAUAAAUGAUGGCUCAUGAGAAUAAACACAGUGCAGAAAAAGAUAAUAAAAAGCUUUUAUCUCACUUUAAAAGCCAAGAAUAUGCAAAUUGUGAAUGUGGUGUGUACUUUACUUUAGAAAUUUUAUAUUCUCACACUGAUAAAGUGAUUUUUUCAUAAUAAAGUGAAACUAUUGUUCCGACUGUU